UGUGCGAAAACUAAGAUUGAAUGUAAUAGUGAUGGUCUGCGAAGGUUUGACACAAAUGUGGCAAAACUUAUGGGUUUAGGAAAUUCUGGCCGAAAAUUUCCAGAAAAUAACGAUGAAUUGAAAAAGUUUUGUGAUGAAAAUGAAGUCUAUUUGGUGGAUAUCGAUAUCUAUAAAAAUAAAUGUAUGGAUGGUUUAUCAAAACAAGUGACCAGUGUUUUGAUAUAUUCGGGUAAAAACGCUAUCAAACAGUUUUGCCGAAAAUCCAACUCUAAGGUCGCGGAACUCCUAAGGGCUUCCAAAUGUGCUAAUAAAGGAUCGGCAGAGAUAAACAAAUGCUAUACACAAUUGAUUGAUAAAUUAUUAGGCAUUCAAAACACAAAGGAUCACAAGAAAAAAAUACCACAAGUUUGCUGCUCUUAUCAUAAUUUAUUGAAUGAAUGUAUGCCUGAAAGACUAAAACGCAUAGAUGUCUGCUUACCAAAGAUAUUGCAGACAAUCAUUGAUUUUGUCAAUUCAAUUGGUGGUAAUGCUCUCAAUUUGUUUUGCGGUGAAUAUAAUACGGAUGGAUCAGAUAAAUGUCAAUAUUUAGAGGCGCCGCCAAAGAAGCUUAAGUCUCAGCGAAGAACAAAAUCAUUUGCAUUGCCAGCCAUUGAUGUCUUUCAAUCCAUACCUAAAGCCUGA
Molecule: messenger RNA, 681 nt
Organism: Oppia nitens
Lineage: Eukaryota; Metazoa; Arthropoda; Arachnida; Sarcoptiformes; Oppiidae
Exons: 5
Source: RefSeq, a predicted model, not a curated record